AAUUAGUUGAUAGAACCAAAUAACAAUCAUUAACAAUGUGGUGCUGUUCUUCCUCCGCCAAAUUCUUGUUUGACAGUAUAAUCGGAGCGGGAGGGGCAGACACGGUGACAGUGAGUAGUGAUGGGGCCAUGAGCAGCAAUGGUGGGAGUGGUGGAAUAGCUUCCGGAAUAUGUUUGGACAACGGCUACAUCGGAAAUGAUGUGGUCGUUGUGAAGAACGGGUUGCGAAUUUGUGGCAAAGGUGCUGCCCUUGGGUCUGCCCCACUCGUGCAGACGAAAAGCUACUUUGAAGUAAAAGUACAACAAGAGGGUACCUGGUCGGUGGGCGUGGGGACAAGAAAUGCGGUGUUGGAAGGACCCCUGGGAGCAGAUCCAGAUUCAUGGGUACUUAAAAAUAAUGGAGAGCUCUGCUUCAAUUCAAUGUCGAUUGGGAAACUUGAUCAAAAGAUUGAAGAGGGGGACAUCAUUGGAGUCAGUUUUGACCACAUAGAACUUAGUUUUUAUGUGAAUGGUAAUAAAGGUGGAAUUUCCUUCAGCAAUGUCAGAGGGACCGUUUAUCCUGCGAUGUAUGUUGAAGAAGGAGCUGUACUGGACGUAACAUUUGAUACCUUUAUCCAUUCCCCUCCUUCCGGAUUCGACAAAAUAAUGAAAGAAAAGUCUCUCUUGUAAUAAAUAAAUAAUAAUAAUUUUCCCAAUCAAAUCCCACAACUUCAAUAUUCCUCUUCGUCCAGCAUAUAACAAAAAUAAUACAAAUCUUUGCUGACCUUACCAUGUUCGCCCUCGAGUCUCGAGUUUUUCUUCGCACAAUUUCCAGCUUAAUUUAUUUGUGCCAUGUUAUUUAUUCUCUAGAGUCUAUUUAUUGAAAUCCAGUGUCCCAUUGUUGAUUUUUUUCCCCUGGGUUUUUAUCAGACCAUAGUGAGUGAUUAAGCAGACUUAUUGUUACUCAUUUUUGUUACAUUAUUCAAAAUGUUAUAUCUUGGGAUCACAGAAAUUAUUGCAUAGUAGUCGUAGUAUGAGUAUUAGAAAACCUUAAAAUUGAAAUAAAUUGCAGACAUAUAAAAAUA
Folsomia candida is the source of this 1063-nucleotide messenger RNA. Its product is annotated as SPRY domain-containing protein 7. The coding region runs from base 36 to 668 and encodes 210 amino acids. Lineage: Eukaryota; Metazoa; Arthropoda; Collembola; Entomobryomorpha; Isotomidae. Gene Ontology annotation, molecular function: protein binding. The record is from RefSeq and is a predicted model, not a curated record. The transcript is spliced from 3 exons.